AUGAAAGCUCCUUUAAAAAAACGAAAGGAGGAAAAAGGCUACUAUAGCUGCUUAGAUUUUGAAAAUUUGUAUAAAAAAAAAAAAAAAAUUAAAUCGAAAUAUUCGACAUAUAGAAAAGAACUUUAUAGUGAUAGUGAAAUAUUUGAAAAAAAAAAAGUACAAAUAAAAAAAAAAAAUGGAUAUAUACAUGUACAGAAACACCAUAUAUUGCAUAAUAGGAACAAUGACAAAUUAUUUCGGAUUGACAACACAACUAUAUAUAAAGAUCACUUUGAUAAAUAUGAAGAAAAAAAUGAUGAAAAGUUAUCAAAUUUAAAAAAAAUUUUAAAAAUAUAUGAAAAUGUAUCGGUAAACGAAAAAAAGAAACUUUAUGAAUUAAUAAAAUUCUUUUCCUUUACACAAGGAGGAUUUCAAAAUGAUAAGUUGAGACAAAAAUUAUGGUUGCUUUUACUCGGAUUUAACAUCAAUUUGUCUAAAGAAAAAAAUUAUAAUGAUCACCCAAUAUCAAUUUUAUGUAAGAAACAUAAAAAAGAAUAUAAAUCAGUUAAUUUGGAUAAGUAUUUUAAAUUAAAAUGGUCACAAGAGAGAAAAACAGAUCAUUCGUGUAAUUAUGAAUAUGCCAAUGAUAAUGGGAAUCUCAAAGAUGAAGGUACAUGUUCACAUUUGAAAAAUGAAAACAACAUUUACUAUUAUGACAACUCUUCCUGCCCCCAGAAAAAGGCAUAUUGUUUUACUACUUGUGACUUAACUGAUGAAACAAAUCUUCAUGCCUGUUUUGCCAAAGAAGGAGAAAAUCAAUUUAAAAAAAAUUUUAUUGGAUCUGCACACAUGAGUGAUAGUAGUAAAAAUGACACUUGUGUUGAAGCCCCUCGUUCAGAUAUUUUUAAGGGUAUCCCUCCGCAGUUCCCCCCAUCUAUGCAAAUAAGCAAAGAUAUGAGAAAAGAUAGUAACAAAGAUAGAAACAAAGCAAGAAACAAAGCUAGAAACAAAGCUAGAAACAAAGCUAGAAACAAAGCUAGAAACAAAGCUAGAUAUGACGAUUACAACCCAUGUGAAGAGAAAAAUGAUGAUUGUCUCCACAAAGGAUCAAAAAGGAGGUUUUCCCAAAAUAGAAAAGAAGAGAAACCCGAUAAAGUAAGUUCACAUAUCCAUUCAAGAUCCUCAUCGAGGUCAUUCUCAACAAAGUCUUGCAAAACAGAACUGCUAUGCACAUCUUCUUUGGAAUCUCAACAACGUUGGGCUUCGGAAAAUUCGCUAUACAUAUCGGACAGCUUUAUUUCCUCAACAACAUCAUUCACAGCAUCUUCUGUGUCAGCCUUCGAGGAAAAAUGCAGAAAGAAAAGUAACAUCUCGAAAGAGGCGUUUAAAUGCAAACAGAGGGAAUUGCAUCGUGAUCAUAUUUUUAAUACCUCCAAGUUUUUUCUUCAUUAUACACAUUUGUUGCGUUGUAAAUGUGGUAAAAAAGGGUAUAAAUGGAUGAACAGGAAGAUGAAUAAAACUGGACAUAAUAGUGAAAAUAAUAUGAACGAGAAAUAUAAACAAUCGAAUAGAUCAUUUCUUUUUUUCAGUGAGAAAAAAUACCUGAAAAAAAAAAAAAGACACAAAAUUAUCAAAAUAAGAAAUGAGAAAAAAGCCAAAAAAUGCAUCAAAAAAAAGAUAAGAAAAAUAAUUCAUUUUUUGCUAAAUAUUGACAAAGAAAAAAAAAAUUAUGAUAAAAAGAAAAAUAAAAAAUUUAUUAUAAAAUUGUUGAAGAUAAUUUAUAAAAAUAUGUUAGAAGUUGAUUUAUAUAUAGUAGAUUGCAUAAUAAGAAAAAAUCAAAAAAAAAAUAAGAAUAGCAUAUUAUCUUACUUAAAAUAUAACAUUAAGAAUAAUUAUAACUUAAAUUCAAAUUUAAAUAAAUGGAUAAUAGACAGUGUUUUACUUGAUGAAAAUGAAAGAAUUCAAGUUAAGAAAGAUGUCAAAAGAAGUGUAAAUACAUGGAAUGUGCAUAAAUAUAAUAUAUAUGAAAUUAAAAAAAAAUAUCAAUAUAUUUUAAAAAAUAUUAUAUGUAGUAUUUUGUAUAAACAUUCAAAUAAAAUCUAUUAUGCACAAGGAGUUCAUGAUGUUUGCCUUGUUUUUGUAACUUUAUAUUUUCACAAUUUUUUGAAAAAAUAUAAAAAAUAUGUCUUCUUAGAGUAUUUUAUAUACAAAUAUGUAGUAAAUAAAAUCUGUGAUUUGAUUUUUUCAAAAUCUAAAACUUUUUUUAAAGGAAGCACUCAUGAUUCACAUUGUCACUUUGGUGUAGCAAACAGAUCUAUGGGUGAAAAAAGAAUAUACUCUUUAUAUAGAGAAAAUUAUGAACACAGUCAGGUACAUUCCCUUUUGGAGACACAUAAAAAUACCGUAGUGAAAAAAACCGAGGUAGAUAUAAAUCACUCGAAUCGAUUCGAAAAAAUAUAUUCAUGUAGGGAAUGUCAGCUAAGGAGGAAAUGUCAAACGCACAGAAGAGACAUAUUCAAAAACAACAUUCUUGACAUGUUUCUAAUGGAAGAAAAGUAUAUUGAAAAAAUAUGCCUGCUGAAGAAUAUUAACCUCGAAAAGUACAUAAAAUAUAAGACGAAGAAAAAAAAAAAGGAGUAUGCUGUUUAUUUGAUAUGUGAACGUUUUUUGCUUUUUUAUAUGAUAGAUUAUUUAACAUUAUCUCUAGAUGUGUCUAUUAACAACACAUUUAAGAGUAUUGGACUUUUGUUGAAAUAUAUAGACAAGGAUGUGUAUAAUGUAUUUUGCCUCUUGCAAAAGGAGCAACAAUAUGAAAACCUGAAAUAUGUAAAAAAAAAUGAGAGUUCUAAUUUUAGUAAAAAUUAUAACAAUGAAGAAAAAAAUAAAAAAAGUGUUCAAAAAGGAUACAACAGUUAUAUGGAAGAAAUGGAAAAUAAAAGGAAUUCCCUAAUGUUAAGCGGAACUGAAUUUUUCUUCUGCCUAAGUUGGGUUGUAACAUACUAUUCACAUGUAUUUACAGAAUUUGAAAAACUGACGAGAAUAUUUGAUACGCUACUAUCGAACGAUGGAAUCUUUAUAAUUUAUUUUACGAGUUCCAUAAUUUUAAUUAAAAAAGAAGAACUUUUGCAAAUAGCAAAUAAAAAAAAAAAAGAUCUUUUAUAUAAUAACAUGUAUACAGAAACGCAUUAUAUUUUUCAAAAUAUGAAAUGGAAAGAUAUGAAUGUAGAAAACAUUAUUAAGAAGACUUACUAUUACAUGAACUAUAAAAUACCCUUUGAUACAUUUUUAAAAAAAAUAAAAAAAAAAAUUUCCUUCCCUCCGUUCUCUCCAAUAUAUAGCUACCCAUUCAUCUUGCAUUAUUUUCAUUAUCAAAAUGAGCAACAGGGGUUAAGAAACAAUUCGGCAGAAAAACCGAUUUGGGAUUUGUACGCCCAUAGUAAUUUCAAAAAUGGAGAAAAUUCCAAUUAUUCCCUCAAGGAGGAGGAGGCGGAAGAGAGGCAGAACAAACCGGGAGUUAACAAACCAGAUCUAGUGCUAACCACUAGGACAGACAAUACCACUAAAUUUAGGGAUCAUACCGUAGAUAACAUUAACAAAAGGAAUCCUUCAUGUGAUGAACACAGCAGUGGGAGAAAUUGCAGUUUUUCCAUUCAGAGUGGUAAAAUUCAGGAAAUUUAUUACAAUGACGAAGACAAAAAUAUCACACCUUCAGAACACGAUUGGGUAGAAAACUCCAUCCACUCACAGCCCAAUCAGUCCAUCCACUCACAGCCCAAUCAGUCCAUCUACUCACAGCCCAACGAAGAUAUUGUUACGAAUGAGGAGAGUAUGAACAUGACCUCGAAGCAAAUGGAAACAUAUGGAAGAUAUAUCAAGGAUUUAUUUGAUAAAGAAAACAUAAGGAAAUCAAAUAAGGAGAAGGAAAAGAAGAACAAGCCAAUUUGGAAUGAAGAGAAGGAUAAGAAAGACCACAAUAAUAUUUAUCUACACUACCCAUACUCUAUUUUAUGCAAUAACUUAGAGAUGAUGAAUAAAGAAAUUAUAAAAAAACACUUAUUGGUAGAAAAUUUUUUUCAAUAUGUGUUUUAUGAUUUCAUCGUAAAUUACAAGUAUAUAUGUACCAUGUACAAAGCAAAUUCGAGAAAAAAAUGUUACACCAUUCAGUAUAUAAAAGUGAAGGGGAAAAAAGAAUAUAUUUUGAAACAAAUUAAAAAAAUAAAAAAAAUUAAUAAACAUGAAAAAAUUUUAUAUAAAAUGGCAAAACAUAUUACUUUUUUUUACUUACACAAAUGUUGGAAGAAAAAAAAUAAAAAAUAUGUUUACAUAAAUUAUGUUACAAAAAGGAAAAGGGCAACAAUAAUUUCCUCUUUUCACAACCAUGCAAAUAACGCAGGUAAUAAAAAAACAAUAGCUAUUAUCCCACCAAUCUAUAAAUAUAUAGUUCAAGACAGUUUUGUUACCCAAAAUUUCAGACAGACAAAAAUAGGAAAAUUUGAUAAAACGGUUAAAGAUACUAAUCAUAACAAACAAAAAAAAAAAUUAUUCUAUAUCUAUUACCUUCUGAAAAAUUCCAUUUAUGAUUCACCUUACGUUAAUUUCUUUUUUUUAUUUUUUAUAGUAUCAUUAUUUUCUUCCGUUUUGUACUAUCGUUGGUGA
Messenger RNA from Plasmodium gonderi, 4635 nucleotides. RefSeq lists its product as hypothetical. Bases 1 to 4635 code for a protein of 1544 amino acids. Gene Ontology annotation, biological process: endoplasmic reticulum to Golgi vesicle-mediated transport; positive regulation of GTPase activity. The transcript has a single exon. Gene Ontology annotation, cellular component: endoplasmic reticulum membrane. Gene Ontology annotation, molecular function: GTPase activator activity. Lineage: Eukaryota; Apicomplexa; Aconoidasida; Haemosporida; Plasmodiidae. The record is from RefSeq and is a predicted model, not a curated record.